AUGCAAGAGUUAUUCGACUUGUCUAUCAAACAUCAUAAAGAUGCUCAAAUUUGGUACGAGGGCUCCAGACCGGAAGUGAAGCAGUUCGCGGCUGAGAAGCUUUUGUGGGAGGAUUUGGGAUGGAAGGAGGACUUUCCUGGUGUCAUCAAACCUCAGAGGAACCCAAUCCAGGUUGAAACACAAGAGGCAAAAACUCGUACGACGACAUCAGUUCCUCCACAUCUGCCAGCUGCAAACGUGGAAUUCGCCCAGAGAUCAGAGAUUUACAAAGAGAAGGAAGCAGAGACUUCAAAAUCACUUUCAAACCCUUCACCGCAAACUUCCAGUUCCAUACACUCCGAUAUCAAAGAUGAGAUCGGUUACAAUCCUCAAAACGCUAAGCCUGACUACUCUCUAGAGUCGCUCCUUAGAUCUCCUAUUCCAGCACACGUCGGCCUGAAGUGGCGGGGAACUAUGAGAUUCAAUGCACCACCACUAUAUGGCAAGAAUGAAGAUGGUCACUCAUAUUGGUCGGUCACCACGCACACAGCGGGGUCAAGUUUUCCACGCACAGGGAAGGAGAAGUACUUUAUCAUCUGGGUAGAGGAUCAACGCCGAGAAAAAUACAUCGACAAACAAACCAAGUAUAAAUUUGAUCGUGCCUGGCACUUCUUGUACUUGUGGGUAUGGGCAAACCAGUGCAAGAGAUUGCCAAGAGAUUCAGAAGACUUCUUGGUUGAUUUUCUCCAAUUAGACGUCCAAAACAAACUAGGGAAAAUUCCAGCUCAACCAAGCCGACCGCCUGCCAAGCUUUUCAAAGCAUCAGCUCUUGAUCUAUCACGAGCUACGGUUCAUCCAAGAUCAUCAUCAAGACCUGGCAGGAUCUCCAGCAGAGACUCCAGGCAGUAUUCAGAUAUGGGAGGUAAUCGUGACCAAUCUCGAUCAAACACCUUGGCGAAUAUUUCCAGUUUUCAGGAUAUUCAGCAAAACAGGAGUCAAGAUGAGGAUUUCAACGAAGUCACCCCAAGUACAAGGAACCGCUCUCAACCCCGAGAUAUGUUGACCCAGACAGAGAGCUUUGUUAGGGAGACUGAAUCUCAAACUCUUUUUUACCGGGGGCGACCUCGCUAG
Molecule: messenger RNA, 1110 nt
Organism: Glarea lozoyensis ATCC 20868
Lineage: Eukaryota; Fungi; Ascomycota; Leotiomycetes; Helotiales; Helotiaceae
Exons: 3
Coding region: 1-1110 (369 amino acids)
Source: RefSeq, a predicted model, not a curated record